GGAAAAGUAUGCGUAGGUUGGUUGCAGUUCUGUGUAGCUUUAGCGUCGAUUUACUGUCGACGCAGUAUGAGCGCAAAGAUAUAAAUAUGUUAGAUUUACGACUAUAUAUUUAAAACGUCGAUCUAGUUUAUGUUAAUAUAGUAAUUUAAAUUCAUUUUCAACGGAUUUUUGCUCCAGAGUGAUUAAGUUUACGGUUAAGAAGGUUUUUCGAAGUAGCUAGCUUUUUUUUUGCUAGCCGAACUAGCUUCUUGCUAGCGGUCUUUCAACGUUAGUUUCUCAAAUAACCUUGGGAAGGUGAGCAGUGUGAAGAUGGUGAGACCUCACUCAGGUUCUCCUCGGUCCAGACAGAGGUCCUUCUCUGAUAGCAGUCACAGCGAGCACCGUGAAGGGCGAUUGGGCCCGUCUUCUAGGGGAUUUCGAGGUCCCCCAGGUAAGGCCCCUCCCAGCUGGAGAGACGGCAACAACGGAGGACAUUCCCAUUACGCCAGGGACAAGAGACCUCAGAUGGGAGACCUGAGAGAGCGACCGCAUGGACACUGGACGCCUCAUAACCAGGAUAACUUCAGACCGUACCCCAUGUCUCAGGAUUCUCAUCGUGGCCGCAGGAGGUGCUCCCCAGCCCGUUCGAACCGCCCUCCCCCUGUUCAACACCGCCACUCCCCUCACGGACCACCGUCAAUCCACCACAGGCCCUUCCAUGGGAACCAUUCCGGCCACGUUUCUCCUUCUUCCCGAUAUUUCCACAGCCCUCCGUCAGACCGCAGGGGUCCGUCGCCACAUAACAGCUUCAGAGCCCAGCAACGAUACCAAAACUCCCCCCAUGAGCAGGAGAGGAGCUGGGGUCCUGGAAGGCAACCAAGCCCCAGGGAGAGGCCCUUCGGGCGUCCUGCCCAUGGAGGGCAUCGCUGGAACGGCCCAGGGGGUUAUCCUCACCCCAACGGGGAGCCCAGACCCUCUAACUCGCCCCAGAGAAAGCCCAGAGAGUUCCAUGAGAGGAACUCGUAUCCAGAGAGGUGGUCUACAGAGAGAGAUCCACGGAAGCAGCACGGAGACGCCGGCAAGGGGCGAGGGAGGGGACGGCCUGGGCACCACGCCCCCGAGUGGCCGCGUAGGGAAGGGGGUAACGCGUACCCUCGCCCCUUUUACAGAUCUCCUUCGUGGAAAUCAGGUCCGUCGACUUCCUCCAACUCGUCUUCCAGAUUCCCUCCACCUCUGCGCCCGCAGGAGAGGCCUCCCAUGCGGCCUAUGAAGAGGAGGUUUCAGGAAAUGGGCCGCCCACCGCUGCCGCCCCCCGAGCUCGAGCACGGACCGCCCAAACGCUUCCGUAGAGAGGUGCCUGCACGUCCAAUGCCUCUUAAAAGUUUUGGAGGUCGCGGCCUGUCCCUCAAGGACAAGUCCCGGCUGUUGAAGGGGCGCAAGUUCAGAGCAGAAUCCGUCACGCGGUUCAAAAUGCCCCCUCUGAGGCCCAGGCCUUCGGACAAGAUGCAGGAAGUGGAGCACAUGGGCGAAUCCUCCAGACUCCCGCCUCGCAAGAUUCCUCUGAAGAAAAGUAUGAAGAGGCACCCGUCUCGAGAGUCGCCUACAGACACCGACUCCAAAUCUGCUGAUCCUGAAACGGACUCCGAGACACAGGUGGAAUCCCGGCGCUCUGUACGAGCACGCAGCUCUUCACCUAUAGACAGACAGCUUACCCGUGACCUGGUGGUGGUUUCUCACUGGGAAGCUGGAACUCGAAGCUCGAGUCCGAAGAGCAGCACGUCCUGGAAGAGCAGAAUGUCCCAUAAUAAUAAUAAAACCGGUGAGAAUCUGAAUCACCGCUUUGGAAAUUCAGCACGUGACCAGAAGCAGCGACGGCCAAUGGAUACUCCGGGAAAACCGUUACGGAAACCCGGCACUUUUCAGAAACCCGGUUUCCGUCCUGCCCCUGUACUCCAGAAGGGUCCUGAUGGUGUCUUCAGGAGGCCACUGAUGGCCACCAUACUGGCGCGUCCUCCGCUCCAUCAGAAACCUGUGUUCAGGAAAAGUCAGAGCAUCAUGACCAAGUACAGGAACAUGCAGACGCUCCGCCACAAAGCCCCGCCGCACCCACGCCAGGGGACGAGCUACCGUCGCUGGUGAAGUCUAAACCGACCGACCGAGUGAAUGCCUGUGUGUGUCGUGAGGAACGCCACAUCUGGAUUUAUAUCCAAAAGUGUCUGUCCUUUCCCUGAAUUCCUGUCUCUGGUUAUUAUCCUGUCUCAAUCAUAUCACAGCUGCCAAAGUUUACUUUAAUACUUUAUUCAUGCUUUAGGUUGCAGUCUGGUGAUCUCUCAGGCGCGCACACACACACACACACACACACACACACAGAGUUGUGGUGAUGUACAGAAGAUGGUGAGGUUUUUUCGUUGUAUUUUGGAGCUGUGUGAGUGAAGCGCUCAAGGCGGCGCUGAUUAAUGAUCUGAAGAUGAAUGCUGAUGUUUAAAUGAGUUCCUUUAGUUCAUCCUUUUGUUCUUUAAAGCUCUUUGUACAGCUCUUUAAUCAUGUACAUUGUUUAUAGAGAUUUCAAUAAAACAACUGGAACUUU
Molecule: messenger RNA, 2566 nt
Organism: Ictalurus punctatus (channel catfish)
Lineage: Eukaryota; Metazoa; Chordata; Actinopteri; Siluriformes; Ictaluridae
Exons: 10
Coding region: 310-2118 (602 amino acids)
Source: RefSeq, a predicted model, not a curated record